GUCAAUUGUACUGUUUAUCCCUUGCACCUGCAUUAGUAGUGGUUUGUUCGUUAGCGACGCAGACAUAAUUGCAACAAAGCGACGCCGCAAGCACCGCGGAUCCAUAUCGAAACUCCCCGCAUCGCAACUCCGGCUUUACAACUGCGCUUUCAAUCAAAUUUCGACAUCAUGGCCAGCCAAGCACAAGUCAACCCCAAGAGGCAACAGGAGCUCCAGCUCCAGUACUCCAACUACAAAAACACGCUACAACAAUUGGCGCAGAAGAUCGGUGACAUUGAGCAAGAAGCAGAAGAGCAUAAGCUUGUUAUCGAAACCCUCGACCCCCUCCCGAAGGACCGCAAAUGCUUUCGGAUGGUGAACGGUGUUCUGGUAGAGCGGACAGUUGAGGACGUUCUCCCGUCUCUCAAGACAAACUCGGAUGGAUUGAAGCAGGUCUUGGAGGAGCUAUUGAAGCAGUACAAGUCGAAGCAGGCGGAUCUGGAUAACUGGAAGAAGAAGAACAACAUCCAGGUUGUACAGCCUUAGAGCAACGGUGCUAUGGUUUUCUCACGGUUUCUGUAUCCUCUUCAUGCAGCGUUAUACACUGAAAAAUAAUAUUCCUAUAGUAAAAUCAUGUAAUUCUAGACAUC
Molecule: messenger RNA, 629 nt
Organism: Aspergillus piperis CBS 112811
Lineage: Eukaryota; Fungi; Ascomycota; Eurotiomycetes; Eurotiales; Aspergillaceae
Product: putative prefoldin subunit 2
Exons: 4
Coding region: 169-525 (118 amino acids)
Biological process (GO): protein folding
Cellular component (GO): cytoplasm; prefoldin complex
Molecular function (GO): protein folding chaperone
Source: RefSeq, a predicted model, not a curated record